AUGGAUGCAAAGCCUCAGCGACCUUUUCGUCCCCUUCGUGUCCCGGGAGAUGAGAACUUGCUACCCCCUAUCAACCCUGCCGGGAAGACACUCCACCAUCGCAAUAAAUCGACGCCGGCAUUGUCAACACUGGCUGGGCCUGGGAGGGUGAAGAACUCCCUUAAGCGUACAGCUUUUGGGGAUCUUAGCAACACGGCAUGUGCUACGCGACCACUCAGGGAUGAUGCGUCCGUAGCUCCAAAAGGAUUAUCAGUAGUCACUGAAAAGCCAACAUCCCUGUGUCGACCUGCUCAGCGGCCCCUAUCAGUUGCUGGUGCUAAACCUGCCCUACCCAACGUGAUCAAUGCCAAUGCACUAGAGAAGCUGCCUGCUAACCCUCGAAGAGCCACCACCACCACCACCACCACCAAACGCAAUACCGUUUUCAAAGAUACUACACUGUCCUCUGUGAUAGAAUCUGAACCAAUUAAUUCUCAGAGCAACCAGCCCCUUGCUCCUCCGGUGAAUAACAAGGGCCCUGUCGAGUAUGUGGCAGAGCGGUCAGCGACGGAGGGGAGUAGCAAGGCAGUUGUGAAUGCUAAGCCAGUUAAUGUAGCUCAAGGGAACGAUCGGAUGAAAAAGGGCUUGCAACAUUCGUCUGUGUCGAUCAGCUCAGAUGAACCUGCGGCCUUAAGGUCAGAUGGAGUAUAUAUCGAAAAGACCGGAGAGAUCAAGCUUUAUUCGCCUCAUGAAACAGGGGACAGGAUGCAUGAAAAGCCCGUGGCUAGUUCCAAAGCAAAACUAGAUAUCACUAGUAACGCCGAAGCUGUAUCUACGAAGCCUGUUGCUGAUCACGUUGGUAUCCCUUCUGAAAACUCAGGCACUACUCGUGUUAAGCACGACCGUGUACAUCUGCCUUCGGAACCAGAAGAAUAUUGGGACGAGGAUGAUGAUGAUAACUACGAGGAGGAAGAAUACGUUACCGCUCGCUCACAUCGAUCCCGUGAUAAUACCACUGGAGGUGCCACAGUUCUUCUGCCAAAGGUUACACAGAAGGUACAGCGAGAGUUGGGAAUUGCGAAACAAAUUGUUGAAGCAACGCGCACCCCGGAGGAUAUUGAGGAUGAAGCUUGGGAUACUAGCAUGGUUGCGGAGUAUAGUGAUGAGAUAUUCCAGUAUAUGAGGCAGCUUGAGAUGAGACUCUUGCCCAAUGCCCAUUAUAUGGAUAAUCAAGCAGAGAUUCAAUGGUCGAUGCGAUCUGUUCUUAUGGACUGGCUUGUCCAGGUCCAUCAUCGAUUCUCUUUGCUCCCAGAAACCCUUUUCCUAUGCGUCAACUACAUUGACCGAUUUUUGUCAUGCAAAAUUGUUUCUCUUGGCAAGUUACAGCUUGUUGGGGCUACUGCAAUUUUCAUUGCAGCUAAGUACGAGGAAAUCAACUGCCCAUCUCUCCAAGAGAUUAUCUACAUGGUAGACAACGGAUAUACCGCCGAUGAAAUUUUGAAGGCAGAGCGUUUUAUGCUAAGCAUGCUACAAUUCGAGCUCGGUUGGCCGGGUCCCAUGAGUUUCCUCCGACGGAUUAGUAAGGCCGACGACUACGACUUGGAGACGCGGACUCUUGCCAAGUAUUUCCUAGAGAUUACCAUCAUGGAUGAGCGCUUUGUUGGUACCCCUCCUAGCUUCACGGCUGCUGGUGCUCAUUGCCUCGCGAGAUUAAUGCUGAGGAAGGGAACUUGGACGCCUGCGCAUGUGUAUUAUUCAAAUUAUACAUACUCCCAGUUGUAUCCACUCGUUUCGCUCAUUCUUGAGUGCUGCGAGAACCCGGAGAAGCAUCACUCAGCUGUCUACGAAAAGUAUUCGGACAGACGAUUCAAGCGGGCAUCUACUUUCGUCAAGGCCGAGAUGAUGAAGAAAUUCAAGCUCCCAGAAGCAACCCGCGAGAGCUCCGCUGCUCAUCUAAUAAACCUCUUCGAGGACCCAUCCAUCUGGCGCCGUCAGUAA
Histoplasma mississippiense is the source of this 1977-nucleotide messenger RNA. RefSeq lists its product as hypothetical. The record is from RefSeq and is a predicted model, not a curated record. Gene Ontology annotation, cellular component: nucleus; cytoplasm; centrosome. Lineage: Eukaryota; Fungi; Ascomycota; Eurotiomycetes; Onygenales; Ajellomycetaceae. Gene Ontology annotation, molecular function: cyclin-dependent protein serine/threonine kinase regulator activity. The coding region runs from base 1 to 1977 and encodes 658 amino acids. Gene Ontology annotation, biological process: mitotic cell cycle phase transition; regulation of cyclin-dependent protein serine/threonine kinase activity. The transcript is spliced from 4 exons.